Molecule: messenger RNA, 1091 nt
Organism: Paramecium pentaurelia
Lineage: Eukaryota; Ciliophora; Oligohymenophorea; Peniculida; Parameciidae
Source: the annotation of a GenBank genome assembly
AUGGAGGGUCAAAUCGUAAAUUAAGACAAUUCUAUUUGAGUAGAAUAAGAAGGUAACAAAUAGCCAAAAGAAUUUGUAAAUAUUAUUAUUAACUGUAGCCUUUAAAUUCUACAAAUAAAAAAGCCAAUGACAAAGAAUAAUAAGCCUCAGAAUAAUAAAUCUCAUUUUCAAUUUUUAAAUAUUUUAAACCUACUCCUGACCCUACUUUAGUUUUGGAACCACAUAAAGAUAAAAAUUUGAGUAGUGAACUAUAAGAGUUAAUAGAAAAUCAGGUUAAGAGAACAUCAAGCAUAUAUAAAUACUAUGCUAAAAUAGGAUUUCAAGUUUUUAUAUAUCUAUUAAAUAUACUUGAAGUUAUCUUUAUAUUAGUCUACGAUUCAUAUAUGAAUUAUGGUCAUACUUUAAGUCCUUCUAUAUUGUUUCUAUACUGUUUUGUACUUUACUUCAUUGUGGAGCUUGGAUGUACUCUUAUAUAUUCAGGGAAGUUGAAAAACAAAUCAUUUGUAUUGAUAUUUUAAACUAUAUAUACUAUUUUUUUAUGGGAGCAUUAAGUUAUUUUAAAAUAGCUCCAUUUAUUUAUUAUUUCAACAGAGAUAAAUCAAUAGAAUAGUUUUCAUUUAGUGAGAUUAAUAAAUACUUGUAAUUAAGUAGUGAAGAUAAAUUUAGAAAUCCAUGUAUGUUUUUAAAGAAAGAACAAAACCUGUAAAUAUAUUUAGGGAUUUAAUAUUCCAUAGAGUUGCUUUAGUCUCAAUGAUGAUUACAAUGACAAUUCAAACUAUUCCUUAAAUCUUUAUAUAAGGCUUUUAUAACACAGUAGCAGAAAAAUGGGAUGGAUUUAAUGUGAUUAAUUUUUUAUUAUUAAUAAGUAAUUUAAUCUAUUACUUUAUGAAAUUAUAAUUUAUUGUAUUUACUAAAACCUAUAGAUAAAUGCAACAGAAGUUUAAUUUAAAUUGAAGAAAAUCAAAUUAAAGUUUAUUUAAGAAACUAAAUCACUAUUAAAAGCUGAUUUAAAAUAUAUUGAAUUUGUUUAAUCUUUUAUUUUCAUAUUUAUCCAAAUAAAUUCAGUUCUUAUUAAAAGAAGAGAUGCAUGA